This is a messenger RNA of Asterias rubens (European starfish), 1347 nucleotides long. Its product is annotated as nucleoside diphosphate kinase homolog 5-like. The transcript has 5 exons. Gene Ontology annotation, biological process: CTP biosynthetic process; UTP biosynthetic process; GTP biosynthetic process. Gene Ontology annotation, molecular function: nucleoside diphosphate kinase activity. The record is from RefSeq and is a predicted model, not a curated record. Bases 159 to 803 code for a protein of 214 amino acids. Lineage: Eukaryota; Metazoa; Echinodermata; Asteroidea; Forcipulatida; Asteriidae.
ACAACAGUAAUCUUGUUUUGUUACCAGACUAUAUAUACAUAGCAACAACGUUGUGUACGUGCACUCUCGCAGCAGAAAACAACGUAUCCACAUUGAUAACAUUUUGGGUUUUUGUACGUUACUUUAUUCACUUUUUACAGUUAUAAUCGAGUAAUAUAAUGCCUGAAUCAGAACAAAUGGAUCCUCCUCAGAUAUUUGUGGAGCGAACAUUGGCUCUUGUCAAACCGGAAGCGAUAGACAAAGCGGAAGAAAUCGAAGAAAUAAUUAUACAAUCGGGAUUCACCAUUUUGCAGAAACGGCGUGUGCAUCUGACUCCAGAACAAACGAGUGAUUUCUAUGCUGAACAUUAUGGCAAGAUGUUUUUCCCAUCGUUGGUUGCGUACAUGAGCAGUGGUCCGAUCAUGGCAAUGGUGUUGGCCAGAGAGAGUGCAAUUGCAUGCUGGAGGGAGCUGUGUGGUCCGACCAACACAAACAAAGCACGCGAGACACAUCCAGACAGUAUUCGAGCGUUGUAUGGCACAGAUGAUCAGAAGAACGCAGUGCAUGGAAGUGACAGUCAGUUCAGCGCCGAAAGAGAGAUCAGAUUUAUGUUCACAGAUAGCAUCGUUGAGCCAAUACCAGCUGGCCAAGCAGCCAAGGACUACCUGGCAAAAGUUGUCAACCCGACCCUUCUCAGAGGUUUGACGGAACUUUGUAAACAGAAACCUGAGGAUCCUGUGACAUGGCUUGCAGAUUGGCUGAUCAGUAACAACCCAAAUAAACCUCGGAUUGAUGAGCAAUAUCAAGUCAGCGAGCCAAUGUGAUCUUUUGGAAUUUUAGACAUUCAAGAACGUUAAGCAUUCACGUUGACAAGUCUCUUUAGGACACCGAGUUCUGGGCCCAAGUUUAUGAAGCUUCUGGAUGCCAUGGUCACACAAGACAAUGUUCACACAGGGCACAAUUUCAUGGCUUUGCAAACCAUUGAAUUCUGCGCUUAUGAUCCUCAUGCUUGGCUUGCACAGCAAUCGCUGAAUUUUUGUGCUUUUCUUGUAGCGUAGAAUGCCUAGUAACAAGGAGUACGCACACUCACAAGCAAAAUUCCCAGCUGACCUGUGAUAUUCGCUUGAAAAAGCGCAGAACUCCCUGCUUCCAUAAGCGACAAGUUUUUGCUUACGUAAGCAGAGUCAUAAAACUGGGCCCUGUUCCAGCCAAUCUCCAAGAAUGAAAUUCAGUUUUGUUUGGGAUAGUGAGUUUUUUGGCUAGAAGGACGACUCUUGUGCUAUCAAAUAGACUCUUCCCAUGAAAUAUGUAAAUUGCACAUAGUGCGUGCGCACUAACGUUUUGGUUGGCAAAAUGGGGGAACAUCGC